This is a messenger RNA of Paramecium octaurelia, 1287 nucleotides long. Lineage: Eukaryota; Ciliophora; Oligohymenophorea; Peniculida; Parameciidae. The record is from the annotation of a GenBank genome assembly.
AAAAUAUAUAAUGCACAAAAGUCCUCUUCUAAAAGAAAACAUAAGAUUAAACAAUAACUAGAGAUCUAACUAUUCAAGUAAAAGCAAAUAAAAAACGUCCUCUUUGGAGAAGAACUCAAAUUCCAACAGAUCCCUACUAAAUGAAAUUUAAAACUAGACUCCAAAUUAACAGAAGAAAGUCACAUCUACUUAGCCAUCUGAUCAAAAAUUGCAUAAUUGUAAUUCUACAUAUAAUACUCAGAAGGUUAAAUUCUGAAAUCGCUAAUGAAAAUAUAGAAUAGAACCAACCCUAUUUUAACUUAAUAGAAUUGCUAUGCUGGCAUAAAACUGAACUUUAAUAAUUACUUAUGUAAUAUUAUCUGCUAUUAAAAUUAGCAAAUGAAGAAAAAAGGAUAAAUACAAAUCAAUACAAUUCGUUAAAUCAAACAGUUCAACCAUCUCCUAAAGCCAAAACAAUCUCCUUAUCUACUUAUACAGUAAUCUGACUCAUUUAUUAUUAGAGUACUUAGAGUCCAGAGGUUAGAGAGAAAGAGAUGAGAUAAGAGAAAAUCACAACUUUCAAAUAGUUAAUACAAUAGACUAAGCAAAGUCUAGAAAAUAUGAAAAUAUCAGACAUAAAGCAAUCUAUAGAUAAGAUAUUUGACAAUACAAUUCAGCCAUUGCUUUAAUUGAAAGUACUGGAUUAUUAUAUUUUAAUAGAAUGAAGUCAUUAAAUAAAUUGAGAAAUGUUUAAAUGCUGAACAAUAUUAAAUCAGAUCAACCAUAGACUCUUUAAAGAAAAUGGAAGAUGACAUCUUGUCCAAUGAGUUUAAUAUCAUUGAAUACAUGACAAUGGGACCAUUCAAUGAAAUAAUGCAGAUUUAUUAGAAGAGAUUUUAAGAACAUUCCAUUUUCACUUAAUAAUUAACUUAACAAGAAUUAGUUAUACAUUAGUUUUAAAAGCUGCAUGAUAAUUUUACAUAGCAAAAUUAAUUGUUAUGUAAAUAAUUAUCAUAAUCUUUUCAAACAUAUUUAUCUUUGUUUAUUUCAUUCUAGAAUAAGGAUGAAUUUUAUGAGUUGAAGAAUAAUAACCACACUCAGCCAUCUGCUUAAAACAAUAAUUAAUACACCUAAGAGAACUUGUUUUAAACUUGUGAAACAAACAAUUCAAUCGAUGAAGAUUAAGUUAUUAUGAAGGAUCAAUAAGUAGUAAGAAUUCCAGAUAAGACAUCCUAAUUUACUUAGUUGCUCAUGUUGAAUAAUUAAAAAAAAUUGCUAUUAGCAGAAUCACCCCAAUUCAAAAAUUGA